GACGGCCCUCGCGAGUCAGCCAUCUUUCAAUUGUGCUCUCAGCCGCCGCCGCCAGCAGCAGUAGCUGUAGCUCCUCCUCGCUUCCUCCCUCCCUGCUCGGCAGCCGCUCUCAGCCCAAGCGGACGGGGGACUAGGGCUGCAUUUCGUGAUUGUUUCCAUUUUGUUCGGGUCUGGGAGAUGAGUUUGCCAGUGAGAGGCGCUUGGGAGCGAGGCAGCCUUGGAAAAGCAAUUGCACAGAAAGAGACAGAGAGGCAGCACCAAAAACAACCCCCCAAAAAAGUGUAAGGAAGAGAAGUUUUCAGGAACAUGGCUCGUACCAAGCAAACUGCCCGUAAAUCCACUGGUGGUAAGGCACCUAGGAAGCAGCUCGCUACGAAAGCAGCUCGCAAGAGUGCGCCCUCUACUGGAGGGGUCAAGAAACCUCAUCGCUACAGGCCGGGUACUGUGGCUCUCCGUGAAAUCAGACGUUAUCAGAAGUCUACUGAACUUCUGAUCCGCAAACUUCCCUUCCAGCGUCUGGUGCGUGAAAUUGCUCAGGACUUCAAAACAGAUCUGCGCUUCCAGAGCGCUGCUAUUGGUGCUUUGCAGGAGGCAAGUGAAGCCUACCUGGUUGGCCUGUUUGAAGAUACCAACCUCUGUGCUAUCCAUGCCAAACGUGUCACAAUCAUGCCAAAAGAUAUCCAGCUAGCACGCCGCAUACGUGGAGAGCGUGCUUAAACUCCACUAUGGUGGGUUUGUCCUUCUCAAUACAAAUCUCUUCUUCCUGUUAUUGGUAGUAAUGAACGUUAGAUAUUUUUUUUCCAUGGGGUUAAAAGGUACCUAAGUAUAUGGUUGCAAAUGGAAACAUAGGGAACAGAAUCGGGUAUUGGCAAGUUUUUUUCCAUUUUCAUUUGUGUGUGGAUUUUUAAUAUAAAUGCGGAGACAUAAAGCAUUAAUGCAGUCAAAAAUGUUUCAGUGAACAAGUUUCAACAAUUCAACUUUAUAUCAAUUAUAAAUAAACCUGUCAAAUUUUUCUGGACAAUGCCAGCAUUUGGAUUUUUUUAAAACAAGUAAAUUUCUUAUCGAUGGCAAUUAAAUGGUGUUUGUAGCAUUUUUAUCAUACAGUAGAUUCCAUCCAUUCGCUAUACUUUUCUAACUGAGUUGUCCUACAUGCAAGUACAUGUUUUUAAUGUUGUCUGUCUUCUGUGCUGUUCCUGUAAGUUUGCUAUUAAAAUACAUUAAAUGACA
Emys orbicularis (European pond turtle) is the source of this 1227-nucleotide messenger RNA. RefSeq names its product histone H3.3A. The transcript is spliced from 5 exons. Bases 307 to 717 code for a protein of 136 amino acids. Gene Ontology annotation, molecular function: DNA binding; protein heterodimerization activity; structural constituent of chromatin. The record is from RefSeq and is a predicted model, not a curated record. Gene Ontology annotation, cellular component: nucleus; nucleosome. NCBI's taxonomy places the organism in Eukaryota, Metazoa, Chordata, Testudines, Emydidae.